CUUUUUUUCUGGGGCUUGUUUUACUCAGCUGCUGAUAAAGGCGAACUGAAUUCCGGUGUGAGUCGCGUCACUGAACGGGCGGAGCAGCUCAGUGUCUUUGUUCGGCUCUACUUUUCAUUUAGUUAAUUUUCAUACGUUUUAAGCAGAUGUCAACACGUCAGUUUUCUAACAUGGACGAAAUAUGUGGGGUUGGUAACUGGUAAUGGAACUGAAACGCUUGACGUCACCUCUUACUUACAUUGGAUCUCGGAUGGAUGUCUGUGAGGACUUCCUGGAAGGGAAAAAGCACAGUGAGCACUCUUCGUACAGUGUUCUGGGAUACAAUGAUCUCGAGGCUGCUGAAGCUCUGGUCUAUAUGAGCUUCUGGAGUCAGAUGUCUCCAAAACCCAAUGCCUUCAAACCUCGCCCUCUCACGCCAGCAUCAGACUCCUGUGAUUCUCUCCUGCACCCCGAACCGCCGGAGACCCCAAAGGACUUUGUCUCGCUCUCUUCACUGUGCAUGACCCCUCCACACAGUCCCGGCUUUACUGACAUCUCCAACACCACAUCAGUGCCAGCCCCCCCUUCCCCACUGGCCCGGCCCUGUCCCAGCCUCCCGAGUCCAAGAUCGUCAUGCCCUACCAUGACCUCCAUCACUCACAUGCCCUGUUCUGAGCACCCCACAGAAAAAAACACACCCACACCUUGUAGAGCCAUGGCAACCAGCGUAAUACGCCACACAGCCGACACCACCUUAUCUCAGAACAUUCCACAAGCUGUCCACCCGCAAAAGACUGAGAACGUUUCUUCUUCACCCACCUUGUCCUACCGAACUGAGACCCACACCCCUACAGGAGGCACAUGCCAAAACAUCAGCAGACUACUUUCUGAGGCUGAUAAGCCCUCCAUUACAUCAUCUGCUCAGUCGCCGCCCCCAACCUCCAGUCCGCCAAUCAUAUGCCAAAUGUUCCCGAUGGCCCAACCUGGAGUCAUCUCCGCCACGUUUAUUCAGAAUCCCAGCCCUGGGGUGAAGUCUAUCUUACCACAGCAGCUCCUGAUGGGCUCUCCAAUGCCUCAGGGGACGGUGAUGUUCGUGAUGCCACAGUCACCAGUUUCUUCAGCUCCACAUUGCCAACAGACUGUUAUGACCCUAGGCAACACCAAGCUCCUCCCUUUGGCUCCAGCACCUGUAUACGUGCCCUCGGGACAGAGCAACGCCGCACAGGUUGAAUUUUCCCGCAGGCGCAACUAUGUCUGCAAUUUCUCAGGCUGUCGGAAAACCUAUUUUAAAAGUUCCCACCUCAAGGCGCAUCUCAGAACCCACACAGGAGAGAAACCUUUUAGCUGCAACUGGGAAGGAUGCGAUAAGAAAUUUGCUCGAUCUGACGAGCUCUCCCGGCACCGGCGGACACACACGGGUGAGAAGAAGUUUGUCUGUCCAGUGUGUGACCGACGGUUUAUGCGGAGUGACCACCUCACCAAGCAUGCACGGCGACACAUGACCACCAAGAAGAUCCCAUCUUGGCAGACAGAGGUGCGAAACCUCAACAAGAUCCCCACAGCCAAGGUCUUGCCCACUGGCACAGCACUACCGGUCAGCAUGUUGCUGCCAGCCUCAAACUGACAUUCUUUGAGACUGAAGUCUGAACUCUCACUGAUGUUAUGCAAGGACUCACUUUAUGAGGGCAAGGCUGCCAAUUCUCUCAUGGGCAAAAACGUGAUUAUGCACUGGACUGCUGUCUUUGCUGCACAUAUUUCGCACUCGGCAAUGGAACGUUUUGUUUCCUAUUGUGUAAAAGAUUUAUGCACUCUUUUGCCAAAGUCUUUGUACUAUGUUUGUCUUAAAAUUUCUUCCUUUUUAUUCUUUUCUUUUGUAUACAUUUAUAUGUACAUAUCUAGUGGAAAUAUAUGCUAGACUACGCAAAAUUAGAAAAAGGAAAAUAUGUAAAAAUGUAUAUGUGGAUAAUUAAUCUACACUGUGAUUAUCAUAUAAAACUUUUAUUUAAUACUCUUUUUUUUUUUAUUAAACUAUGAAGAUUAA
Molecule: messenger RNA, 2020 nt
Organism: Carassius carassius (crucian carp)
Lineage: Eukaryota; Metazoa; Chordata; Actinopteri; Cypriniformes; Cyprinidae
Product: Krueppel-like factor 11
Exons: 5
Coding region: 203-1603 (466 amino acids)
Biological process (GO): regulation of transcription by RNA polymerase II
Molecular function (GO): RNA polymerase II cis-regulatory region sequence-specific DNA binding; DNA-binding transcription factor activity, RNA polymerase II-specific
Source: RefSeq, a predicted model, not a curated record